Lytechinus variegatus (green sea urchin) is the source of this 6692-nucleotide messenger RNA. RefSeq lists its product as uncharacterized. The transcript is spliced from 37 exons. Lineage: Eukaryota; Metazoa; Echinodermata; Echinoidea; Temnopleuroida; Toxopneustidae. Bases 318 to 6164 code for a protein of 1948 amino acids. The record is from RefSeq and is a predicted model, not a curated record. Gene Ontology annotation, molecular function: protein binding.
ACUAUUCAGUCGCGCGCUCACGAUCACAGAUACGAUCUUGAGCGUUCCGUUUCCAGGCAAUGCCGAUGAGCAGCGGCUUUCGUACAGAGCUCCGUGACCUGACCGCGCCUGGUCUGGCGGACCAGUCAGCUAGUAGCACCUCGCUACAUACCGGUAUCAGUUGGCCAGAUCUUCCCUGAUGACGCAGCGCAGCGAUAAGAUUAAUUUAUGCCUAAUAAUGUUACACGUCACUUGAAAAGGUGAAGCAGAGGCUGAGGCUAAUUGAUUUACGAUACUGGUGUAUUAUUUUUGAAAAUGUGAUAUGACAUCGUUAUGACAUGGAGUCUGAAACUUUGGAAGAAGAGAUGGAAGACACCAACUUUGAUGAAGAAGGCUUGAGUGGGGCCACAAUGGACCGAUUGCAUGCUUCUGUGCCUUCAAAUGACAGUCUUCUGAGCUGUGAGAGUCAAAUAAGGAACUCCUCUCUCUUUCACCUAAUUCAAGAUGGAUUCCAGCUGAAAAAUAGCUAUGAGCAUAGCAAGAAACUUACAGAAUUGGUUGAUGUAACAUACAACCCGAGAACGAAGCAGUUUAUUUUUCUGGACACAAGAGGCAUUACCACAUGGUAUAAAGAUGGAAUAGGACAUACAGUCAGUCGAAGUAUGACAUUUCCCAAGUACCAAAACAAACUUCUCAGGAACAUCAUCUAUGCCAGGAAAUACAAUGUGUAUUUCUGUCUUGCCAAAGACUUCUCCUUAAAGGUGCUAAAUAAGGAUUUUGAGGAGACAUGCAACAUUGAUUCUGACCUGAGCUCUGUGAUGUUCCUACUCUUUAACCCUGUGAGAGAUGAGCUUAUUACAGGAGGAGUCAAAGGCACAAAGGUUUGGGAGUUCAGACAAGUUGCUGAUGAAGUUUGGAGAGAAAUAAAGCCGAUGGCAAACUACAAGCUCUUCUUAACGAAGGAGUUGGAAUCUGUGAAAGGUAGCUGGAUCAAAAAGGUCGAGCUGAAUGAACAAUUCCAGCACAUAUACUGCUGCUCUGACACAUCUGUUCAGUGCUAUGACAUGGAUGGAAAACUUCUUUUUGAGAUUGAAAGAGCUCAUGAUGCUCAAAUAAAUGCUUGCAAAUACUCACCUCAGGCCCGGCUUCUUAUUACCUGCUCAAAUGAUCAUGAAGUUAAGGUGUGGACAUUGAAUGGAGGACUGAUUAAUGUGUUUCGAAGCCAUACCAAGCCAGUAACCGAUGUAGUUCUUCACCCACAUACCUCAAUGAUGGUACUCACUUCUUCUCUUGAUGGAACUAUCAAGAUCUGGUCUCUAGACAUCAUGGAACUCCUCUACAGUAUGGUGGCAUCCACAGAAGGGAUACAUUGGAUGGGCUUGACGGGAGAGGGUCAAUUAUGGACAGCAACCUUACAUGACCUCAGCCUAUGGUCAAUCAACGAAGUGGUCAAUUUCUACGCCUUGGCGAGAUGCCGUACAACAUCUCUUCAAGUAGCUCAGCUUGAACACAAGACUAGCAGGGUAGUUGCAGUUGGUGAAGAUAGCAGUGUUCGACUGGUGUCUAUGAAGGAUCAGAAGAAUCUCUCCACUGUCCUACCGCCUCCAUCGGUUUCCCCGCUCACCCAAGUUCUUUCUGUGACCUAUAAUCGUCAAUACAGUCUUGUCUACCUCCUGGUAAACCCCACAGAGAUAUGGGUCUACACUAUGAAAACAGACCCUGCAUGUCGAACUGCUGUUUGGGAUGUAAUGAAGAUCCAAGAUCGGAACAAAACCCGAGCCCAGUCUGCGCGAGUGCACCCUUCUACCCCACUUCCAGUUGACAAGAAAAUGGCACCAACUCAACGGGCAUCCAGUGCUCACUUCAAGGGGUUCCGCAUCCGCUCUGCCAGUGCAGAAGGUCCACCAGGUGUCGAGAUGGCAGCUCCUUGCUGCUCUCUUCUUGCUCUACAUUCUCACAUUCAAUACUGGGGAGAUCAUGGAUUUGUUUGUCCACGUAAGACCAGUCUUCUUCUCCUUGGCCUUGAGGAUGGGAGAAUUCUCUUCAUGGAUCCAGUCAUAUUUGGGAUCAAGAUUUGUGAACUCCAGGCUUGCAAAGAUGCAAUUCUUGAAAUGCAACGGGAUUACUACCAUGAUACUGUUGUCAUUAGGAGUCACCUUAGAGAAGAAGACCUGUUCCAGUUUUGGUCAUUACCAGAGCUCCAGCUCAUGCAUGAAGCAUUGGUUACACCUGACAUCACAGGACAUGCAAGAUUGGGUAAGAAGUUAUUCACUGGACAUUCUGAUGGAGCUGUCCAGAGUCAUGAGCUCCAGUCAGUGUCAGAUGACCCCCAUGCAGGUCUAAGACAUACAGGACUAUCCUUGACUAUGAUUGGUUCUGACAACAAUCCAGGACUCAAGGAACACACUGGACCUGUUGUAGGCAUGGAUGCGUGUCCAGAUAGAGGGAUUUUUGUCUCUUGCAGUGCUGAUGCCAUCAUCAAGGUAUGGAGCUGUAAUAAAACACUCUUAACAGAGAUCUCACUGAGCCAGACCCUAUCUACUGCAAAGUUUCUCAAUGCCAAAGGAGAUCUUCUCAUUGGAUAUCUGAACCACCUCUUUAUCAUUGAUCAUACCAAAGUGUUACCAUCUGCAGACCAGUCUAUCGAACAUUCAGAGGAUACCUUUGAAACUGAAUCUGAAAUCUAUGAAGAUCCAGCUGUCAAGUUCGAAGGAGCUGCUGCCAACCCCGAUCCACUAGAUCUUGACAAUUAUUUGGUUCCUUUUAAUUUAGAUCUAACCCAGCGUUUCUUAGCUGGAGAAGCAUCCCCCUCUGGCUCAGUUGAAACUUCAGAUGUGGAGAAUGAAGAUGACACAGAGAGCCAGUUUUCCCAUGCAGCUACUGAAGUCUACCAAUCACCUACGGCAACACCUCGUCGUCUUUCUGUUGUUGAUAUGCUGGUCGCCAGUGAUGCUAUUAAUACACAGGCAAUUCAAGAAAAUAAAGAAGUUUAUUCCCUGAGACGCAAACAAUCUUCAAGAAGGCAUUCAUUUCAUGGCAGGAGAGAUGGCACCAGUGGAUCCUUUGAGUUUCCAAGCUUUGGACAUUCUCCAGGCCCCUCCCCCACGCCUACCCCACCCUCUACCCCAAGUGAUGUAUCAGUUUCUGAUAUAUCUAGUGAAUCUGAAGAGGAAGAGAAGGAGGAGACUGACAAUGUAGAAGAACAAGAACCUCUCUUCCCAACUGAACGGAUUUCUAUCAUUGAGAGGAAGCCACCAUCUCAACCAUCUGAUCCUGCUCCUGUGAAGAAUAAUAAGAUAGAAGAACCAAGGUAUGGAUUAUCUACCAUGAAGAUUGAUUCCAAAGCCCUUCUAAGCAUGAGGAAAUCACCAAGCUCAGCCACCAUAAAGAAACCAAGUGCCCCAUCUCAGGUAUCUGUAGAUGUUCAAGGUAGUGAGAAGAGUCGGCCAUCAACAGGUAAAUCACCCAUUAAGAAGAAAGAACAGAAGAAAAACAGGACCCGUGUUGGUCAUAAGUCUAGUGAAGAAGGAACUGGAACAGGAGGAAUAGGAUCCUCGACUCAAAAAGCGGAGUUAGGAGCUUCUGCACAGUUAUCGACCAAGCAGAUUGAGAGAACGGCAGAAGACAAGAUUCUGCAAACUAAGAAUACCUCCAAAGGACCUGCUGUUGGAAUGUCUACCAUUGAGUUGGAUGGACCUGUGGGAAAAGAUAGAGGUGGUGCCCCUGAUGCUUCAGCCAGAGGCAAGAAACCUGUGGUUCCACAGAAGAAGAAGAAGAAACAGCCUAUAUUAUUAUCAAGAGCAGGUAGAGGAGGUACUGAUAGCAAAAGACAAUCAAGCAGCGAAAAGGACCAGGCAGAUUCAAAGACCACUGAAGAUACUCCCAAUGAAGCACAUGAAGAAACAGAAACUGAAGAGGGCUCAUCAUUAGUAGCUACUAGUUCUGCUGGAGGACUUGUCUUCACAGAGGAAGAAAGCAAUGAGAAAAAGUUCAACACUUGCAAAAAUGGCCAUCAGUUCAGAUCAGAUGUCUGUACUCAUUGUGGUGCCAUGGCAAUGUUCAAAGCAGCAAAUAAGCUUCAGAUCAGUCAGAAGUAUGGUCCUGAACAAGCCAAGAUUUCUGUAGUACCCCAGGCAGAUGACACAGAGAAUAAUGAGCUUCAAAGAAAUGAGCAGAGAAGUCCGUUGGCUGUUACCUAUGAGAUGCAUGACAAAGACCAUGUAGGCUCUUCUCAACACGGUGAUGGACAAGAUGCCGGAGUCCCCAUGGAAGAUCAAUGUGAAGCAAAAGCAGAAGAAGCACAUCAUAGGAUUGAUGAGGAAGAUGUAGGGAGUGAAGUUGGAGAUGAAAGUGGGAAAGAAACCCUUGGAAGGAAAUCCAUCAAUUCUGGAAGGAGCAUGAGUGCUAAGGAAGGGCGUGUCAGGUUUAAUAUUCCAUCACAGCGGGCCCAGUCGGCUGCACCAAGGCUAGCAGGAGAGGGUGUUAGAGCAGGUCUGCUUCAUCCUUCAGGAUUAGAUAAUGAUGCCUUUUCGAUGCUUUCUUCUAUUGACAGAACAAACUCAGAAGAUGAGCUUGCAGAUAUUCCUGAAUCAAGACAGAGUGUGUUCGAUGACAAUGACUUCAAUGACAGCCCCACCCCUCCAAAUACAAACUUUUCUGUCUCAAUAAUAUCAAAGGCAAGUACAAGGCAAUCAAGCCUUCCAGAAUCUCGUAUGUGCUCUGGUCUUUCGAGGUUUGAGAUGGAUUCUCCUUUCUCUCCCAUGAGGUUACCCUUCUCCCCAUUGGCUGCCACUUCACCUCUUAGUGACAGAUUCCUGGAUGAGGAAGAACAAGGACUGCUUGCUAUGGAGCAUGGUAAUGUGGUAGAUGAUGUAGAUAGUAUCACUGAUGUGGCUCCUGUCAACUACAACAGAGCUAUCCCUUUCAGUGCACCACCUGAAGGGCGCAGGGCAAGACCAAAUACAGCAGAACGAAUGAGAGAAGAGCAAAGACCUCAGACAGCUGGAGCUGACCCCCAUGUGACCUUUCAAAAUGAGGAUUUCGGAAGCAUGACAGAAGAGCAGUUUAAAAAACACUUGGACGUUGUCAGCACCCCCACUGAUCUCAGUGGCUAUUUGAAAAAUGAUGGUCUUCAACUGGAUAAGAAUUGGACAGACAGAAUGAUCCAGCGACAUCAAUUCUUAAAGAUGCAAAAAGAUCAAAGAGCAAAGAGCGCUGCUGAUAGACGUCAGCUCCUGGAGCUUAGACAACGUCAGAGACGAAAGGCACUUCUAGGUCACCGUCAUUGUUCUUCCAAUCUCUCUCCAAACCAUCAAAGUGAAAAUCUUUUACAAUCUGAUACAAGUGUGAGUUCAAAGAGGAGCAUGAGGGCAAAGAGUGCACCAGCAAAUCCAGCAAGGCGCCUAUCAUCUCAAUCACGUGACACACAUUCAGCACUUGAUCAACGGAAGCAGGCAUCUUUCAGCAGAAAUACGACUCAGCAGCUAUCGGGUGGAAGACUAGGGUCUGCAUCCACCCAACAUCAGCAAGCGUUUGAUUCCUAUAGCUGCUGCACUGAUCAAAGGAUAAACCAUACAAGAAUCGACAGGACAUUAUCGGGCAGUCCCACUGGACUUGAUAGGGCAGGAUGGAAUCAGAGAUCGUCGAGCCCUGGUGGUCGUCAAAGCUCUUUGGGUAAAGGGGAACAACACUCUCUCUUUUACAAUUGUCACCAAGAACGUAGCCAAAUUACCUGCGAGCAGAAUGAUCAAAAGCAUGAGCAAAGCAAAACAAGAUCAGACCUUGCUGCUGAAAAACCAUACAGGUUUCGCUUCAACAGUUCUAAGUCAAAGUCAACCAAAAGCAGAGAUGAGGUUCCUGAUGAUGUAGUUACUCGUGAUUCCUCCAGUAACCAUCUUGUAGUUAAAAAGAAACAAUCUGCAAAAUCCAUCCCAAGCAAACCAAGGCGAUAUGUGCUGGUCCACCAACCGGGCACCGAACUGGGAGUAUUAGUACCCUCAACCCUUGAAGAACAGCUACUAGCCAAGCGGUUUCCAAAGAUGCACAAGCGAUGGCAGCGGGUUGCUCCUCCCCCUGAAGAUGAAAUAAAUGGGUCUCCUCCUCCACCACAACGAAAGAAUUCUUUGAAUCCAUCCUAUGUCAAUCCGUUGCCAUCCAAUCCUGGCUCAAGCCCAACAAUGAUGUGAAAGCUACUGGAUGUUUGUUUGUGUGUGUCCUUGUUUCUGAAGCAGCUGAAAUACAGUGCCUCUUCUGAUGAUAUAACAAUAGACUUCAAUCGGAUUCUCCAUGAUUGUGAUUGUAUUGCAAAGAGUACAUUCUUUAGCUUUUAGAAUAUGAGAAAGCCACUAAGUUGCUAUAAGUUGCACACUUUUCGAUCUCAGUGAAGCUUCCAGCAGCCGUAAAAAAACUAUUGUAUCUAAUUUGACUUUUCAAAUUCAAGUUUGGAUAGAAUGAAGUUAGAAUCACUCUUUCAGAUAAGCUAAUUUCAUAAUUUUUGUUUUAAUUUAUGAAGACCAAAUAGCUCUAUUUAUAAGGAACCUUCCUUGGUGACUUUUUGUUGGUUUUCGGGUUCUUUUCUAAAUCAUCCCUUUAUAUUCCUUUGUGUUUGUAUUCCUUGAAACUUAAAGACUGUAUCGGUUAAAAGACAAGUCCAGCCCUACAAAAACUUGGUUUGAAUAAAAAGAGAAAAAUUCAACAAGCAUAACACUGAAAAU